This is a messenger RNA of Phoenix dactylifera (date palm), 300 nucleotides long. Lineage: Eukaryota; Viridiplantae; Streptophyta; Magnoliopsida; Arecales; Arecaceae. The record is from RefSeq and is a predicted model, not a curated record.
AUGGAAGGCAAUAGGGGCGUCGGAGGCGGUAAAGGCGGCAGCGGAGGCGGUGGUGGUUCCUCUGCCAAGUCGGUUGGUGGAGACGGAGGAAUCAUGAAGGCACCAGGUGCUGAAGGUAAGUACAUCUCAAGGGAAGAAUUUGAGAAAAACACCCAGGGUUAUUUCCAUGCUCUUCACCAUGGAGACGGAGGAAUCAUGAAGGCACCAGGUGCCGAUGGUAACAUUUCAAGGGAAGCAUUUGAGAAAGACCCACAGGGUUAUUUCCAUCGUCUUCACCAUGGAAGCAAGGGUGGCAAUUGA